AUGAGAGGAAUUUGCAGCUGGAUUUUUAUUGUGGUUUUCCUACUUACUAAAGCUUAUGACGCUGAGGGUAGACCUUGCAAUUUCGGAGAUCUGGUAGAUGCAACACUUGGUUUCACUGGUUGUCCUCCUCGUCCCGAUGGAGAGGAAGAAGAAGACGAGGAGGAUGAAGAUGAAGAUGAUGAAGACGAGGACGAGGACGAGGACGAGGAGGAUGAAGACGAGGAAGAUGAAGAAGAAGAAUUUGAGGAGGAGGAGGAAGAUGGGGAAGGAGGCGAGGAGUAG
This is a messenger RNA of Rodentolepis nana, 282 nucleotides long. The record is from the annotation of a GenBank genome assembly. Lineage: Eukaryota; Metazoa; Platyhelminthes; Cestoda; Cyclophyllidea; Hymenolepididae.